AUGGCCGAAGGACACGUGCUGGGCAACUUCCAUGCGUACUACAGCUUCAACCCGGUACACGAGCGCUUGCGAUUCAUGGACGUCCAGACGGCCAAUGCCCUGAGACGCACGCUGCUCGUGAAGAAAUCAGCUGAUGCUAUGAGCGAAGCGACGUGUACAGUGCUGGACGUUGGCUGCAAUGAAGGGGACCUGACCAUCGGCCUCUACGACGCAUUGAACGGACGUGCAACGCUUGUCGAUGCCAACCAGAUCGACGAUGUGGCCAAUUUUGACCUCAACAACAUCAGUACGCUCAAUGAACUCAUACAAAAGGACAAAAAGCAGGUGGAAUACUUGAUUCAGGACCAGGGCGAAACCAGUCACCGCCGACGCUAUGUGUGCAAGCUGCAGAUUGACGGCAAGAGGAUGGGUUAUGGAGAAGGCGUGUCGAAAAAAGUAGCCAAGGCCAAAGCAGCCGAAGUUGCUCUGCGCACAUUGGAUGUUACGGACGGCAAGAAACUCGAAAAGGAUAUUUCUGCCGGUGAAAAGUCUGUCCCCGAACAAUUUCCACUAACGAAAGAGGAACUGGCGGUGAGAAAGCCGCUUAUGGCUCUCGGUGUGGAUAUUGACGAGGUGCUGAUUGAACGCGCUGCUAAAAAGUCGGUGCAGCUAACAGAGGGGGAUGCAGUGCAGUUCCGCCACGUUGAUGCUAUGACCAACAAGUUUAGCAAGGAAAUCGCACCUUUCUUGGAGCUGGCGCAGCGCGCGCCAGCGGAACGUAAGUUCGACCUUAUCACUUGCUUUAGCGUGACGAUGUGGAUUCAUUUGAAUAACGGAGACGACGGACUUUGGAAGUUCCUCGAGACGGUCAGUGACAUGACCGAGCAUCUUAUCAUCGAGCCGCAGACGUGGAAAUGCUAUCGCAACGCGCAGAAGCGAUUGACUCGCAUGCGCGUCGACGUGCCCCAGUCAUUCCGUGAGAUCAAGGUGCGCACGGACGUCGUGGAGAAGAUAGAUGCAUUUCUACUUGCUGCAGGCCGGUUCCGCUACAAGGCUCAGUUGGGCAAGACUAACUGGUCGCGAAAUGUCGUGCUCUACAGCCGCAAGACUGUGGCCGGGAUCAAAUACGCCUCAUGA
Messenger RNA from Phytophthora infestans T30-4, 1116 nucleotides. Its product is annotated as double stranded RNA binding, putative. Lineage: Eukaryota; Oomycota; Peronosporomycetes; Peronosporales; Peronosporaceae. Gene Ontology annotation, biological process: miRNA metabolic process; negative regulation of pre-miRNA processing. The record is from RefSeq and is a predicted model, not a curated record. Gene Ontology annotation, molecular function: O-methyltransferase activity; RNA methyltransferase activity. The transcript is spliced from 2 exons. The coding region runs from base 1 to 1116 and encodes 371 amino acids. Gene Ontology annotation, cellular component: cytoplasm.